This is a messenger RNA of Mytilus californianus (California mussel), 2031 nucleotides long. Its product is annotated as ras-related protein Rab-5C-like. The record is from RefSeq and is a predicted model, not a curated record. The transcript has 6 exons. Lineage: Eukaryota; Metazoa; Mollusca; Bivalvia; Mytilida; Mytilidae. The coding region runs from base 386 to 1018 and encodes 210 amino acids. Gene Ontology annotation, molecular function: GTP binding; GTPase activity.
UCUGAUUACAUAGAAUUAUCAGUAAAUACACAAUCACGGAAGUGGUUUAUGUGACUUUCCUCGUACAAAUGUUAAACUUUCUAAACUUUCUAAUAGUUGAUUAGGACUGUAUUAUUUUUUUGAGGCUUAUAUUGUGUAUUCGUGUACUACAUUCAUAACAAAACGUUAGAAAAGAAUAGUUUUGUUGGUAUUGUUUUUCAUCUGGUAUACGUACUAAGAAAGUGGGCGUAUAUAAAUCAACAAGUUGUACUGAUCAACGGACGAUAUGUAUUGUACUUUGUAAUGUUACACUUAUGUCCAUGUACAAAAUGACAUUUUUAUAACCAGAAGCUAUACGUGCAAAUAGUUACAUCUUACAGAUCUUAGAUCCCCAUGUUAAGAAAACAUGACCCAACGUUCACAACCAAAACAACCUUCAGCAGCAGGAGGAUCAAAAUCAAAACAGAUUAAACUGGUUCUACUUGGAGAAUCUGGAGUUGGUAAAUCAAGUAUAGCCCUUCGCUAUGUGAGGGGAGAAUUCAACGAGAACGGCGAAGCUACCAUUGGUGCUGCAUUUUUAACAAAGACCGUCAACGUGAGAGGUCAAAGUGUGAAAUUUGACAUCUGGGAUACUGCUGGACAGGAACGUUAUCACAGCUUAGCUCCUAUGUACUACAGAGGAGCACCAGCAGCAAUUAUUGUGUACGACGUCACGAGUACGUCAUCGUUUACCAGAGCACAAGCAUGGAUUAAGGAACUCCUUCAGCAAGCGAAUUCACAAAUGGUUAUUUGUUUAGCAGGAAAUAAAGCGGACAUGGCGUCGGAAAAGCGUGCCGUUAGUAGGGAGGAAGGAAAGGAUCACGCGGAUGAACAUGGUUUAUUGUUUACAGAGACGUCUGCUAAAACUGGGUUAAAUGUAGAGGAUAUGUUUAUUAAUUUAGCUGCCAAAAUUGUUGCCACAACAAUGUCAUCUGGCAACGACAUCGAAGAAAAUGUUCGAUUAGAAGAAUCGGGCCGGAAGUCAGGUGGUUGUUGUUAGUACAGUCAAACAUUCUUACUGUGAUAUAAACAUUGUUUUGAAAAUAUUAAUCCUUGCCUUGAUGUUCAUAACACUUAUCAUACAUUUUUGGAAAGUUAUUCGUCACGUGUCUUUGUUUUAUUCUUUCCGGAAACAAAUGCGGAAUAGGAACAAAUGAUAAUACGUAGUGUAUCUGCUACAAACGAUCAGCCUCCAACAAAACACUUUUAAGUAUAUGAAAGGACUUUCUUUUACAAUUUCUAACGAGCUGGCAUCUUUGAAUUAGUCAAUUCUGUUUCAAAAAGGUCAAAUCUUGAACAUUGAUCUACUGAUAUCUGUUCAAAUAAAUUAUAUACAAAUAUACAAAUAAUUAAAAGAAAGUCUCAAUGAAAACAAGUAGGAGGGGUGGCACUGGUGUGCUCAUUUUCCCAAAUCCAGUUUUUAAAAAAAAUUCCCACUUUACUUCUUUUUACCCAUCCCCCGCCCGAUCCCACCUUUUUUACCCCCUAUAUCCCACAUCCUCAUUUUUUUAACCCCCUAUAUCCACAUUUCAAAAGCCUAUCAUCCCCCUAAAGUAGUGAUUCUUUAUUAACAUUUUUAUAAUUAAUAGGUCCUUAAAUUGUGUUUCACGUACAUAAAUAGUAAGCAGAACUUAAAAUUACUGAGUAAUACAAAUUGUAAAAAGCACUACAAGAUCAAUGAGGGAAUAUUGUAAUGAUAAUUGUGUGAAAAAGAUGUUUUUUAAAAGAAUAUGAGCUAGUAUAAAUGGUUGUCGAUAUUAAAAAUAUGUGCUUGAAUUUUACCGCAUUUGUUAUUCUGUAGCCUUCUUACUGCCAUGUAUAAUUUUAAGAAAUGUAUUUUAAAACAUUGAAGCACAAAAUAGAAGUUAAGUGACUGAUUUUCAUAAUUCAUUAAUAAUACUUGUAAUUUUAAUUAGCUUUUUAAUUAUUUUUUUUUUUUGUAAAAUGAAACCUAAAGUGUAUGAUUGUGUUACAAAAAAUGUAUAUAUUGUUUUAAUAAACCUAUAAGACAUA